GCAGUUGUUGACGCUUUUCUGUACAGUAUACACACAUAAUGCAUUGCCCUGGUCUAGUCCUCCUUCUCAACCUAGUGGUUCUUAGUUCGGCCGAGGAAAGUUGGUCCGGAACGACAGGGACACAUUCUCGAUAUUCCGGUGGGGAAAGUAAGGAAUGGAUGCCGUCAGACGAGGAACCAUUGAGACUCCUGGUGGAAUCUUUGCUUGAGCGGAUGGAAAGACAAGAGAAGAAACUACAGCGGAUGGAGAAGACUAUUCAAGAGAACACAGAAGAUCUGAAGCGGAAAGACAUCCGGGUAAAUAAUCUGGAACGAGAGCUUGACGAAAUGAAAACGCUAUACCGAGCGCAAGUUACAGAGGACAAACAUCGGCAGUACGAUGUUCCAAAGCAGGACAACAAAUCCGAUUUGCCGCAAGAGAAACACAAUAGUACCGAUGACAUUACAACCAGUCAGAAACCACAGGACAAAGUCAUGAGGCCUGUAAGGGUACCGUCCGAGGAAGCAGUUGGUGCCUUCAGCGUUUCCUUGAGUAGGAGUAUGGAUUUACACGCGAAUUUCGUGUUGACUUAUGACGAAGUCAACUUAGACAAGGGAGGUAACUAUAAUAAAGUAGACGGGGUGUACACAGCCCCUAUCAGUGGGGUGUACGUAUUCACUUGGACUUCUACGGGAACCACCACGGAUGACGUGUUUACAGAACUGGUUGUUGACGGAUCAUCGCGAGGCACAAUAUUGGCCGACGGGGACCAGUAUCAUUGGGAUAGUGCCACCGGGUUGAUCGUGACGCCAGUCGCUGCCGGGGACCAUGUUUUUAUCAGAUCUAAACGCGGGGGUCACCUGUAUAGCGAAGAUUAUUACGGCAAGGUUACUUUCUCUGGAUGGCGACUAUCUUAGAUAUGUUAUUUUUUUCAGUGAGGGAAAGGUCUUCUAGUAUGACAGUAACAUAAAACAUAUAUUCAAGACAAACGUUAAUCUUAACAUUUUAUUUACAUAUUGCACUAUAAGCUAACCCUGAGGAAAGUCACUUUUAAUGACGGACUCUUUUCUCUCAGAAAUUAUUACACCGCUGUAAUAGACAAUCAAAAGCGACGUUCCAAACAGUGACGUCAUUGUAUGAGCUGAUAACCUAAUAGACUGGAUUACCUGCUGCGCCGAACUUGGUUUACAACAUUCGUAUUCAUGAGCGAACCCAAUCGGAGAGAAAUGGCACUAAGGCAGGUAACCAGUCUAAUAUAAUUUCUAGCCAAGGAAAUUUCUUGUUACCAUCAAGGUCAAAUUAUGUAAUAAUGUUAUAGGUAUCUUUCAGCAAAAAGAACAUUUUCACUCAGAUAAAUAUUGGGGCGGGAAGGCAUUGUUUAUCAUAUGCAAUUCUGUAAGGAUAUAUUGUAUAGACAUAUAUGAAAUGUAUGAAGGAUUACUGAUGUUCUUUUGUUCAGCUUCCCAAUAAAAGUUUGAUAUCUUGGA
Molecule: messenger RNA, 1466 nt
Organism: Pecten maximus
Lineage: Eukaryota; Metazoa; Mollusca; Bivalvia; Pectinida; Pectinidae
Exons: 3
Coding region: 39-896 (285 amino acids)
Molecular function (GO): protein binding
Source: RefSeq, a predicted model, not a curated record